Molecule: messenger RNA, 3125 nt
Organism: Callorhinchus milii (elephant shark)
Lineage: Eukaryota; Metazoa; Chordata; Chondrichthyes; Chimaeriformes; Callorhinchidae
Product: RNA-binding protein 5
Exons: 25
Coding region: 161-2926 (921 amino acids)
Biological process (GO): mRNA splicing, via spliceosome
Cellular component (GO): nucleus
Molecular function (GO): RNA binding
Source: RefSeq, a predicted model, not a curated record
UGUGCUGGAGGCGGAUGUGAGAGGAGCGCAGGCGCCUGUCUCAACCGCCAUUUUGGAUGCGUCAGCGGUGGAAGGAGGAGAGAUUGGGGAAGAAGUGCGUUUGUGUGUCAGAUCCAUUCAUUGCAUUGGAGAAGCACUGUGUUCACAAUAUUCCGUAACAAUGGGAUAUGAUAAAUAUGAUAAACGUGAGACCAGUCGAAGUGAACGAAGUGGUCGAUAUGGUUCUGAACGGAGCAGAGAAGAAUAUCGAGACUCGAGAGGGAGACGAAACUAUGAUUACAAGGAUGUUGAUUAUCGUGCUCCACCGAGUCAUAGCCGGGAAUACGAACGUGAAUAUGAUCGGGAGUAUGACCGAGAGCACGAUCGGGACUAUGACCAUGAAUAUGAUCAUGAUCAUGACCGGGAGUAUGUUCUGGAGCAAGAUCGAGAGUACGAUCAGGAAGAUGAUCAAGAGUAUGAUCGGGAAGACGAUCGAGAGUAUGAUCGGGAACGCGACCGGGAUUAUGAUCGCGAUUAUGACCGGGAUUAUGACCGAGAUUAUGACCGGGAGUAUGACCGGGAUAGACGACGCAGUGAUUAUCACAGCAGUGAGCACCAUCAAGACUACAGGGAUUAUGAGAAUUCUGAGAGUUUUGAAGAAGACAACAGAUUUGACAAGUCUGAGGAGGGCCAUUAUUCCGAUGGUGACUACAAAGAUCAUGAUUACAGAAACAAUGGAGCUAAAGAGAAAAAGAACAGAACAAUUAUGUUGAGAGGUCUUCCUUCAUCAACAACCAGAGAGGAUAUUCUUGAAUUGCUGAAGGAUUAUGAUGGGGUUCAGCCCAAAGACGUGCGAGUGAUGAGGUGCAAAGAAUCAGGUCAAAGCCGUGGUUUCGCCUUCGUGGAGUUUAAUCACUUGCAGGACGCAACAAGAUGGAUGGAGGCCAAUCAGAGACACCUCACGAUUCUUAGAAGAUAUGUCCCGAUGCAUUACAGCACAAAGCCAUUUGAGGAUUGGAGUUGCAGCAAGUGUGGAGUAACCAACUUCAAGCGGCGAGAGAGAUGCUUUAAGUGUGAUGCUCUGAAGCCUGAAACUGAAGAAGAGCAGCCUCGCAUGCAAGGUGAACCAUUGAUGUCUGAUUAUACAAAUGACACCAUCAUUUUAAGGAAUAUUGGCCCACGUACAUCGGUGGAAUCUAUUCUGAUUGCUCUGGCCCCAUAUGCAAUGCUGUCCACUGCAAAUGUGAGACUGAUCAAAGACAAGCAAACUCAACUGAACAGGGGGUUUGCCUUUGUUCAACUGGAUUCACCUUUUGAAGCCUCCCACCUUAUUCAGAUACUACUAUCACUACAGCCUCCAUUAAAUAUUGAUGGCCGGACUAUUAAUGUUGAUUUUGCCAAGUCCUUAAAGAAGGAUCAUGGCCUUUCUGAGAGUAGUAAGGUCAAUUCGUCGACUGUUGCAAUCACAGCUAUAGCUGCAGCCCAGUGGUCUUCAAGCCAGAUGCAAGGGUCAGAAGAUGGAAACGUUGAUUACAAUUACCCCCAGCCAGGGCAGGAUGGCUACAAUCAGUAUGAACAACUGCAAUUUUCACAUGACUUUCCGCAACCAAGUGGUGGUGUGGAUCCUGCUCAUCAAGGCUUAAUGACUUACCAAGCACCGCCAGUAAUCACAGCUGCUCCAACAAAUGCUGCUUCCACUGCAGUCUCCCAGGAAGGUCCAACCUACCAGCCACAGAAUCAACAAACACCUGAGGCAGUGCAACCGUGCCAGUCCCAGCAGGCAGAGGCAAAACCAGCUGAGGUUUCUUCAGACUCCAAAGAAUCAAGUUUUCCUGUACCAGAUGUGUCCACUUACCAAUAUGAUGAGUCUUCUGGAUUUUACUAUGAUGCACAGACUGGGCUGUACUAUGAUGCAAACUCACAGUACUACUACAACUCACAGACUCAACAGUACUUGUACUGGGAUGGAGAGAAACAGACUUAUCUGCCUGCCCCAGAUUAUACUGCACAGCAAAAUGCCAACAGUGGGAGCAAAAACAAGGAUGGAAAGGAAAGGAAGGAUAAACCAAAGAGCAAGACAGCACAACAGAUUGCUAAAGACAUGGAGCGAUGGGCUAAGAGUCUGAAUAAGCAGAAAGAUAACGUCAAAAACAGCUUUCAACUUGGUAUGUUCAGAGAGGAAGAAAGAAAAGAGUCUGCAGCUGCUGAUGCAGGAUUUGCUUUGUUUGAAAAAAGGGGAAUGAUGGAGCGGCGUCCAAUGGUACUCGAGCCUUUUAGUGGGCUGGCAGAGCACCUGAGAGACGAUGAAGAAAGUCCACUAAAGAGGAAGGCAAGCCCACUGCAGGGUCUUGUGGCAGCAUACAGUGGAGAGAGUGAUGAGGAAGAGCAAGAGGCAACAGAAGAUCUAGAGGGGAAGCUGACCGAUUGGAAGAAAAUUGCUUGCCUCUUGUGCAGAAGACAGUUCCCUAACAAAGAGGCACUGAUACGCCAUCAACAACUCUCUGACCUGCACAGGCAAAAUUUAGAAAUCCAUAAAAGGAGCAAGAUGUCCAAUAGAGAGCUUGAAGCACUGCAAAAGACAGAAAGUGAGAUGAAGUACAGAGACAGAGCAGCAGAAAGGAGAGAGAAAUAUGGAAUCCCAGAGCCUCCUGAGCCCAAGAGGAAGAAGUUUAACACUGCUGCUGCAGUAAUUGAUUUUGAGCAGCCAACAAAAAAUGGUAUUAACAGCGACAAUAUUGGGAGUCGGAUGCUGCAGGCUAUGGGCUGGAAAGAAGGCUCAGGAUUAGGUCGCAAUCGGCAAGGUAUUACAGCUCCCAUACAGGCUCAAACAAGGAUGAAGGGAGCUGGUUUGGGAGCUCGAGGAAGCUCGUAUGGUGUCACUACUUCAGAUUCAUACAAAGACGCUGUUAAAAAAGCUAUGUUUACGAGAUACAAUGAAUUGGAGUGAUCUGAGAGCAGUUGUAAAUAUGUAAAUACAUUUCCUAUUUUUUUGUUACAUGGUAUUGUACUAAGCAGUGCAAAUUGUCUGUAGGAAUUUUUUGUUUGUUAAAAUUAUAUUUAUGCCAAAUGUACAAUGUACAUUUUGUUUCAGCCAAAUGUAUAAUAAUGUACCUACAGUUUUCUUUACAAAUAAAUUUUGGAAAGAA